UACCGAGACUUGGAAACCGGUUUGCGAAUUGUUCGUUAGCGAGGCAUUUUUGAAUCGUUCAACUAAAAAUAAAUCGAAUCGGCAACUAAUGAAAUAUCCAACAACGCAAGGCACAAAAUCGUUGGCGUCCAUACGCCACGGAAUGGGGGGUACUCCUGGAGAGCAUGUAGUUGACGCAUGGAAGGAGAUCCAUGUGAAAAAACCGUCUGGAACUUUCGUUAAUGAAUUAGCUGCAAAAGAUUAUGAGGAACUGAUCAAGGAGCUUGAUAGGAAGCGACUUGAACGACAAUCCCAGAGCGAUACUGGGACUGAAUCUGAAUCUGAUACUGGUUAUCAGUUUGACGUAAUGGAAACAGUUCUAGGCCAAAGAUCUGACUAUCAAAGAGGCGUGGGUAAAAGGCUCAAGGGCAAAGGAAAGAAACCAAUCCCUCAAACUCAAUCAACGGUGCCUCCCCAACCAACUACUGAAAUGAUGAGCACCAUGGCAGAUAUAUUCUCAGCUAUGCGUGCCACUUGGGGGUCAAUCGCAGUCGCCUGGUGGUUCGUCUUCUCAGAGUCAUGCCGCUCCUCCGGAACUGAACAACAACCUCCUACGCAACCACAAUUUCGGCCUUCCUCGCAACAACAAUUCCAAAAUUUGUCACAAGCAAAGAAUUUGAAAAUUUUUUGCAAGAAGAACCCCAAUCUUUUCCUCAAGAAUUUCCUCAAAGAAGAAUAA
Cannabis sativa is the source of this 718-nucleotide messenger RNA. RefSeq lists its product as uncharacterized. Bases 89 to 718 code for a protein of 209 amino acids. The record is from RefSeq and is a predicted model, not a curated record. Lineage: Eukaryota; Viridiplantae; Streptophyta; Magnoliopsida; Rosales; Cannabaceae. The transcript is spliced from 4 exons.